GGCUCCGACCUUGCCGCGGCGCAGCCCGGGCGGGAGGCGGGGAGGAGCGGCGGGAGGAGCGGAGCGAGCGCGGCGCCGGGCUCAGUCUCCAGUUAGCGGCGCGGGUGCUGCGCCUCUGACGACCUGAGCCCGCUGCGCCCCCUCCCCACGGCUCACGUCCUGCCAGGUAAGGUGACAGGUCUGACCUCGCCCCAUGGACAAUGGCCUUGCCCCCGUGAGCUAGAGCCUGCCCCUCGGCACCUGCCCACCGCCAGCCAGCAAGAUGCAGCUGUGGAAGGCGGUGGUGGUGACCCUGGCCUUCAUGAGCAUGGACAUCGGCAUGACCACGGCCAUCUACGUCCUCAGCCACCUGGACCGCAGCCUGCUGGAGGACAUCCGUCACUUCAACAUCUUUGACUCGGUGCUGGACCUCUGGGCGGCCUGCCUGUACCGCAGCUGCCUGCUGCUGGGGGCCACCAUCGGCGUGGCCAAGAACAGCGCGCUGGGGCCCCGGCGGCUGCGGGCCUCGUGGACGGUCAUCGCCCUCGUGUGCCUCUUCGCGGGCAUCUACACCAUGGUGAAGCUGCUGCUCUUCUCCGAGGUCCGCAAGCCCGUCCGGGACCCGUGGUUCUGGGCCCUCUUCGUGUGGACUUACAUCUCGCUGGCUGCCUCCUUCCUGCUCUGGUGGCUGCUGUCCACGGUGCGGCCGGACGCCAAGGCCCUGGAGCCGGGGGCGGGUGCUGAGGCCGAGGCCGGGGGCUUCCCUGGGGAGGCCCGGCCCCCGCCCGAGCAGGCCUCUGGGGCCACGCUGCAGAAGCUGCUGGCCUACACCAAGCCCGACGUGGCCUUCCUCGUGGCGGCCUCCUUCUUCCUCAUCGUGGCGGCUCUGGGAGAGACCUUCCUCCCCUACUACACCGGCCGGGCCAUUGACGGCAUCGUCCUCCAGAAGAGCAUGGAGCAGUUCAGCACAGCCGUCACUGUCAUGUGUCUGCUGGCCAUCAGCAGCUCAUUUGCCGCAGGUAUUCGGGGCGGCAUUUUUACCCUCGUAUUUGCCAGACUGAACAUUCGCCUUCGAAACCGUCUCUUCCGCUCACUGGUGUCUCAGGAGAUGAGCUUCUUUGACGAGAAUCGCACAGGGGACCUCAUCUCCCGCCUCACCUCGGACACCACCAUGGUCAGCGACCUGGUCUCCCAGAACAUCAACAUCUUCCUGCGGAACACGGUCAAGGUCACGGGCGUGGUGGUCUUCAUGUUCAGCCUCUCGUGGCAGCUCUCCUUGGUCACCUUCAUGGGCUUCCCCAUCAUCAUGAUGGUGUCCGACAUCUACGGCAAGUACUACAAGAGGCUCUCCAAAGAGGUUCAGAGCGCCCUGGCCAGAGCCAGCAACACAGCCGAGGAGACCAUCAGCGCCAUGAAGACGGUCCGCAGCUUCGCCAACGAGGAGGAGGAGACGGAGGUGUACUCGCAGAAGCUGCAGCAGGUGUACAAGCUGAACAGGAAAGAGGCGGCGGCCUACACGUACUACGUUUGGGGCAACGGGCUCACGCUCCUGGUGGUCCAGGUGAGUAUCCUCUACUAUGGGGGCCACCUCGUCAUCUCAGGGCAGAUGACCAGCGGCAACCUCAUCUCCUUCAUCAUCUACGAGUUUGUCCUGGGAGACUGCAUGGAGUCCGUGGGCUCCGUCUACAGUGGCCUGAUGCAAGGAGUGGGGGCCGCCGAGAAGGUGUUCGAGUUCAUCGACCGGCAGCCAACCAUGGUGCAUGAUGGGGACUUGGCCCCUGACCACCUGGAGGGCCGAGUGGAUUUUGAGAAUGUGACCUUCACCUACCGCACUCGGCCCCACACCCAAGUCCUGCAGAAUGUCUCCUUCAGCCUGUCCCCAGGCAAGGUGACCGCGCUCGUGGGGCCCUCGGGCAGUGGGAAGAGUUCCUGUGUCAACAUCCUGGAGAACUUCUACCCCCUGGAUGGGGGCCGCGUGCUACUGGACGGGCAGCCCAUCAGCGCCUAUGACCACAAGUACCUGCACCGAGUGAUCUCCCUGGUGAGCCAGGAGCCAGUGCUGUUUGCCCGCUCCAUCACGGACAACAUCUCCUACGGCCUGCCCUCUGUGCCCUUUGAGAUGGUGGUGGAGGCUGCACAGAAGGCAAACGCCCACGGCUUCAUCAUGGAGCUCCAGGAUGGCUACAAUACAGAGACGGGGGAGAAGGGCGCCCAGCUGUCCGGCGGCCAGAAGCAGCGGGUGGCCAUGGCCCGGGCUCUGGUGCGGAACCCACCUGUCCUCAUCCUGGACGAAGCCACCAGCGCCCUGGAUGCCGAGAGCGAGUACCUGAUCCAGCAGGCCAUCCACGGCAACCUGCAGAAGCACACGGUGCUCAUCAUUGCGCACCGGCUGAGCACGGUGGAGCGGGCGCACCUCAUCGUGGUGCUAGACAAGGGCCGCGUGGUGCAGCAGGGCACACACCAGCAGCUGCUGGCCCAGGGCGGCCUCUACGCCAAGCUGGUGCAGCGGCAGAUGCUGGGGCUCGAGCCCGCCUCGGACUACACAGCUGUCCACAAGGAGCCGCCGGGCAAUGGCAGUAACAAGGCCUGACUGUCGGCCCCUGCCUCUCCUGGUGGGGCAGAGGCCCUGGUGCCCCCCUGGCAGAUGUACCCAUUGGGGCCCCCGGCAGCCUCCCGCUGCCCUCCGAGCCCAGGCCCACAGCACUGGAGGGUGACCUGCCAUGUCCCACAUGUCACCGCUUCCUGCAUCUCGCCCCCAGUUCCCACCCUGUUCCCAGGCCACCACCAGCCCCUCGCUGCCAUGAGCCACCCCCUCCAGUCUGGACAGUGGAGACACGGCUGGUCUCUCCAUCUGGUCUCCCAAGGCUGGUAAGCAAAGGUAGAGCCACCUUUUUAAACCAAGAUCUUACCAGGUUUUUUACUGCUUGGUUCGAUGGGCCCCAGUCAACUCCUAGAUUUCAAAAUCAUUUUUCUAAUUGGGAGGAAUGGUGGGCAAGUUCACUGAGAUGUUCUAGAAACUUCUGAGCCAGGAGUGAGUGACCCUUCCUAAUAGCCUGGGGGAUGUCGGAGGGAACUAGCCCUCUACCCUUUGCCCCUCGACAGACGGGGCUUCCCUGUCCCAGAGGGAGGACAUAGGCAGGGGACUUUCUGUCUUCCCAGCUUAGUGAGUCAGGCCAAGGACGGGCAGGGGGAGUGGCAGGCGCCUGUCUGCCCAUCACCCCUGCUGCCCUGCGAAAUCCAAGCCAGUCUCACUGUGAACCACUACGAACCUCAACUUGGGGGAGUGAGGGGCUGGCCAGGCCUGGCAGAGCCUCAGGGCGUCCCCGGCCCAGCACCCAGCUUUAGCCCUUUGGCCCUGCCUCGUCCCUCACUCCCCUCCCCCUGCCUGGCUGGCACGCCUCCCCCACA
Molecule: messenger RNA, 3387 nt
Organism: Ceratotherium simum simum (southern white rhinoceros)
Lineage: Eukaryota; Metazoa; Chordata; Mammalia; Perissodactyla; Rhinocerotidae
Source: RefSeq, a predicted model, not a curated record